Molecule: messenger RNA, 2819 nt
Organism: Cyprinus carpio (common carp)
Lineage: Eukaryota; Metazoa; Chordata; Actinopteri; Cypriniformes; Cyprinidae
Product: transcriptional repressor scratch 1-like
Biological process (GO): regulation of DNA-templated transcription
Molecular function (GO): DNA-binding transcription factor activity, RNA polymerase II-specific; RNA polymerase II cis-regulatory region sequence-specific DNA binding
Source: RefSeq, a predicted model, not a curated record
UCUCAUUUCAGGCUUCGAGAAAAAUCUGGCGAAGGCGUGCACGUCUCACAGCGUCAUUAAGCCAUCCAGUUCAAUGUUGGUCCCGGGAGAUUUUUUAUGGAUUAAAUUAAGUACCUCCAUCUUCAUUUCCCACCUGAUCGCAGCCAUAUAAAUCCCAACAGCUGAUCAACAGACUUCAGAAAGCCCGACGCCUUCAGACGGAACAGCUGGGAGAUAAAGCAGGAGAGAGGAGAGCGAACAGGCUGACGCAGACUCAGCUGUUUCACUGUCCUUUCUGUGUCUUUAGGGAUAGAAAAGCAUCUCGGAAACUAGAGGACUAGUUAGUUUAAACUUGAAGCCCUAACCUGGAAGAUACGAUCGUCGUAAAGGGUCCCAGCGGAACUAAAGACAGAGGGAAAACGAAAGAAAGAGAGAGCGCGCGCAGCGGAACGGAGCUGUCCAGUGCUGAACGCGCGCCGCCGAACGGGAGCUGUCCAGUGCUGAAGUUGCAUUUCUGCCGAGAGCAUCGCGCUGCAUCAACACAAGCGCAUUCAGGGGCUCGAAGGUCUGCCGUAACCCUGCGCUGGCAUCCGAGUCCCGGCAUUACCGAAGAGGAACGAUACUAAAAGACGGGUUUCGCCCCAGCGUUGCAUGAGGAAAAGCGAACGAUUCGACCGGCGUACGAGUAUUUUUUCCCCUUCAACGUAAAACAUGCCAAGGUCUUUCCUGGUCAAAAAGGUUAAGCUUGAUGAUUUCUCAUCCGCUGAUCUGGAGAGCUCCUAUGGCAGAUCCAGGGCAGACCUCAGACUGCGCUUUCACGAGAAAGGCUACAUCAGCGACUACAUGACCCCGGCACCGUACGAUGGCGAGAGCGAAAACGGCAUCAAAGUGCCCUCGCCCGGACCCAUCUACAGUGACUAUGGAGCUCCAGAUUCGGACCAGCCCGACAGCCCGCAGUCGGAGAUCUCUUCGGGCUACAUCAAUGGAGACAACGCGGUCAGCGAGGGCUACACGGUGGAUGCCUUCUUCAUCACAGAUGGGAGGUCAAGGAGAAAAGCCAUCAGCAGCCCCAGAAGCCAUCAACGGCACACGUGCAACGAGUGCGGAAAGACAUACGCCACGUCUUCCAACUUGAGCAGACACAAGCAGACGCACCGCAGCAUGGACAGCAAAAUGGCCAAGAAGUGUCCCACCUGAAAAGUUUACGUCUCCAUGCCAGCCAUGGCAAUGCACUUGUUGACCCACGACCUCAAGCACAAGUGUGACAUAUGCGGGAAGGCCUUCAGCAGGCCUUGGCUUUUACAGGGACACAUGCGCUCACACACAGGCGAGAAGCCAUUUGGAUGUGCGCACUGUGGGAAGGCAUUUGCUGACCGCUCAAACCUGCGUGCCCAUAUGCAGACACACUCGGCCUUUAAGCACUACAAAUGCAAGAGAUGCAACAAGACCUUUGCUCUAAAGUCCUACCUGAACAAGCACUACGAGUCGGCCUGCUUCAAGGGAGCGUUUGCUCCUUUGAGCCCAAUGGAAGUGUGAAAGUAUGACAGCACAACAACAACAACGACUUGUCAGAGGAUUAAUCGCAUGUACCUUAACUUUUCUUUUCUAAGUGUACUCUUUCUCCCGCUGUUCACAUAUUCAGAGCCAAAAUUUCACUCGUUUUUGCCAAAACUCAGAGGACAUUGAAAAUGUCUUUGUUUCUCUCGAAAGGUCAAACCUUUUUUAAGUAUUGGAUAAUAUUGUACUGCUGCCAGUGGCCACAAAAGUGUUCAGCAUUGAGGUAAAACUAUUUAUUCAUUAACUUAUUUAUGUAUUUAUAUACUUAUUUCCUACAAACUGUUAAUUUGCACUUUAAUUUGUCGUUCAGUUGCCAAGCCUUCAUCAUCAAUAUGCCAAAGCAUUUGCCACUUUCUGAAUAUCUUAUUUUUGGUUGCCACUUUAUGAAUUUGUUGCAUGCAAAAAAAAAAAGAAAAAAAAAAGAAAAAAAAAAGAAGAAAAAAAGGAAAAAAGAGAAAAAAAUACUACUACUAAUGAAAUCUAUGCCAAUUUUAUGAAGCUUUGGAUUUUUUGCCAAACCUAGAUAGCAUCCGUCGGCAAUAUUUCUUGGGAGUCAUGAUGAAGAAUAGAGCAAUAAUGCAUGGUAUUUUUAAAAGCUAAAACGAGUAAUAACUAUAGCAUUUUUAAUCACGAUUUUAUCCAAUACUAUCAGUAGUCAUUCAGAAGUUAAAUAUCAGGGAAAUGCCAGAGUAGUAUUAGCGGAUACUUCCACGGGACGGGGAGGGGAAGGGAUAUAGGGUCCUUUUGUAAGUGGUUAUGCACUGCCUGCCUCUUAUUUAAUAACGUAGUUUUAGAACGUAGGCGCCUGUACUGCUGAACGGACAGCUUUGCGCGUGAUCCAGAUCAUUUGCUCCAAAUCUGCAGAGAUGAACAGCGAACAGAAUCCUGGAAACGCUGUUGUAGGAAAUCCUACUGCAACAUGGACAGCUGGACAUAGCAGAUUUGUCUUUGAAAAGCACUUCUUUGAGAACAUUUCCAACUUUUUUUGAAGAAAAAAAAACAACAAAAACAGUAGCACAAACCUUAGCAAUUCAGGUAGACAGGCCUUUUAUUAGUCAAACCUCUGUUUUUGUAUUUACAGACAAGGAGAACUAACUGUUUAAUGCAAGAUGCCUUGUAAAUAAUCCUUUGGAAUUUAAUAUUUCUACAAGCUGUAAAGAAUCAAAUGAACUUAUUUCUGGACUUCUGUUCCCUGGGUUUUUUCCCCCAGCAUUUGAACAAUGUAAAGCACAAAUGACACCGGGCAUUUUCUCACUUCAUAAUAAAGAACCAAUAAGUAAUUA